This is a messenger RNA of Hemicordylus capensis (graceful crag lizard), 7498 nucleotides long. RefSeq names its product DLG associated protein 4 (gene DLGAP4). The coding region runs from base 896 to 3802 and encodes 968 amino acids. Gene Ontology annotation, biological process: signaling. The record is from RefSeq and is a predicted model, not a curated record. Gene Ontology annotation, cellular component: postsynaptic specialization; glutamatergic synapse. NCBI's taxonomy places the organism in Eukaryota, Metazoa, Chordata, Lepidosauria, Squamata, Cordylidae. The transcript is spliced from 15 exons. Gene Ontology annotation, molecular function: molecular adaptor activity.
CUCCCAACCUCUCUGCGCUGUACUCUCAGGGGGAUCUCAGCACUGCUGCAGCAUCACUAACAACCUCAAUCCAGGAGGCUGGGAAAGCGAGGCGGAAGGGGGAGAAAAAAGCUGAAUGAAUGGGCAUCGCCUCAGUGAUCGUUAUGGGGAGAACGGUGGCUGCUGCAUAGAGAGUAUCAAAAGGGAGGGGGGGAAGAAGACAAGGAAAGGAAGAAAGAACUGCCACACACAACAAUUAAGCUGGGCUUCAUCACAAGCUUUUCUUUGGACAAGUACUCCAUGGCAAGGGAGCAUCGUCGGCAGCGGUCCCUUCCCCUGACACCCAGAUCGGAAUAAAAGGAGUUCGUAAGAACAACCCUGCUGGAUCAGGCCCGAGGCCUAUCUAGUCCAGCAUCCUGUUUCACACAGUGGCCCACCAGAAGCCCCUGGGAAGCCCACAGGCAAGAGCUGAGGGCAUCUUAUGGCAGAGAAUUCCAUGGGUUAAUUAUGCAUUACAAGUUCAAAAAGACUGAAGAGACCAUUCAGCCUGCUGUUGUAGCCCUCGCUGAAAAACUGCACUCUUCCAUUCCCUUCACACAACCAAGUCUCUUUGUGGCAAGCAGAUGGGUGUGCGGAAACAACCGGGUUCUCUUUAAAAGCAAGAUCACUCCUAAAGAGAGACUGAACCCUUGGAUGAUCAUCCUUAUGGUCUUCAGGAGGAGCAAACCUGGAAUCCUGAGGGACAAGAAGAGAAGCCAGCUCUGAGCUAAGCCUGUACUUGAAGUACAGGCAGACACGGGAGACGUACAUAAUGGCCCAGGCAAAUUUCCUGAAGGAAAGAGAGUGACCAAGAAACUGGGUUGAAGUACACUCAGCACCCUCCUCCUGAAGCAAUGCUCUAGGCAACCUUAGCACCAUGAAGGGGUUAGGAGAUAACAGAAGCCGCCAUCUUUCUGAUAACCUGGACUCCCCUCAAGACUCUCUCUAUGCCACCCAAGACAGGAAUCCUUAUCUCCUUAGCCCCACAGACUCCUACACAAUGGACCCCCAAUUCCCCACCCCAAACUCCCUGCAUAGUGACUGUCUCCUUCCACUCAACAAUCAGAUUUCUAACAGUAGCACAUUUCCACGGAUCCAUUACAACUCCCACUUUGAGGUGCCAGACGAGAACCCCUUCCCAAGCCAUGCCCAAGCCACAAAGAUCAACAGGCUUCCUGCCAACCUCCUAGACCAGUUUGAGAAACAGCUGCCCAUCCACAGGGAUGGCUUCAGCACCCUUCAGUUCCAGAGAAGCUCUGAAACCAAACACCGGAGCGAGAGCCCUGGGAGAAUCCGGCACUUGGUUCACUCAGUCCAAAAGCUUUUUGCCAAGUCACAAUCACUGGAGGGUGCCUCCAAAGGCAGUGUGAACGGCAAGAAAGGCACAGAGGACUCAAAGCAGAACCGCAGGAGCAAGAGUAAGGACCGGGCGAAAACCACUGAGACAAAACGCAGGACCAGAUCCAACAUAUCGGGCUGGUGGAGCUCGGAUGACAAUCUAGACAGCGACACCUGCAACUAUCGUAACCCUAUGGGCCUCAUGACCCUUGGCAGGCAGCCUGAUCAUAGCCAGCCUAGGUACUUCAUGCAUGCUUACAACACAAUCAGUGAACACAUGCUGAAAUCCUCCAAGAGCAAUAAUGACCUCAAGGUCACCCCCUGCACCAACAUCCCCAUAAGCAGCGAGUCCAACUACAUCAAAAGAGGCUCCUGGUCCACACUCACGCUCAGCCAUGCCCGGGAAAUGUGCCAAAAGGCUUCCGCUACCAUCGACAGAGCUCUGCUGAAAUCCAAGUCCUGCCAUCAAGAUUUAGCCUAUCAAUACUUGCAGGUGCCUCAGGGAGACUGGAAUAAUACGCUGACGAGGGAAAAAGACAAUGAAAUCCCAUGUCGGCGCAUGCGGAGCGGGAGCUAUAUCAAAGCCAUGGGAGAUGAAGACAGUGAAGACUCAGAAACCAGCCCCAAGCCAUCCCCAAAAACUGCAGCACGGAGGCAAAGUUACCUCAAGGCCACUCAGCAAUCCCUGGGUGAACAGAGCACCACCCACAGAAGUCUGGAUCGGCUUGACUCUGUUGAGAUUCUCUUGCCUCCAAAGUUCCCAAGCUGGGAGGAAGAAUACAACCAGAUCACAGAAAACCUCGAAUCCAGUUGCAUCAGCCAGAUAUUUGGACAGCCCACAUUUAUUCCGCAGAUAUUUACACAUGGAGAGCAGGCAAAAGAGGUGGAGUUGAACGACCAAUACGAGGGGAUGUGCGAAUCGGCCUACAGCGAAGCAGAAUCAGCUGCUGUGGAGGUGCUGGACCUGCCUCUUCCCAGCUAUUUUCGCUCCCGGAGCCACAGCUACCUCCGAGCCAUUCAGGCAGGCUGCUCCCAGGAAGAGGACACCGUCUCUGUUCGGUCCAUCUCUCCACCCCCGGCCAACAGCAUCAGUGGCAGUCGAACACUUCCCAGCAACAGUUCGGCAUGCCUAGUGGGAUAUAAAAAGACUCCACCACCAGUCCCACCACGGACCACCUCCAAGCCGUUCAUCUCUGUCACAGUGCAGAGCAGCACCGAAUCUGCACAGGACAGCUACCUGGACAACCAGGACCAGAAGAGUGAGGUCAAUAGCCAGUCGGGACUGAGCAAUUCCUCAGACAGCUUAGACAGUACCAGACCACCCAGUGUGACAAGAGGCAGCAUUGUGACUCCCCCCAGAGAGCCUCCUGAGUUACCCCAGAAAAAUGCAACCUUGAAGAGUGACAAAGGAACUCUGACAAACGAAGAGCCAAAGGUGGAGAAUAUCCCCAAAAGGAAGCUGUCAUCUAUAGGAAUACAAGUUGACUGCCUUCAGCCAGUGGCAAAAGAGGAGCCCCCUCCAUCAGCCACCAAAUUCCAGUCCAUCGGGGUACAGGUAGAGGACGAGUGGCGCAACAGCCACUCUCACAGCAUGUCCACCAAGCAGGAUACAGAUUCUGACUUGCAAGAACCGAAUAACUCUUUCUGUAAAUCGUCUGAGAGAAGCCUUGCUGAUUGUCCCCCAUGCAACAGCUCCAACAGCCUUGAUGCCAGUACGAGGCAAACAGCCAUGCCCUCCCAGAUCAAAAGAAACCUCUCCUAUGGAGAUAGCAAUGACCCAGCUCUAGAGCCUUCCUCUCUUCCUCCUCCUGACCCUUGGCUCGAGACGUCCACCAACACUCCAUUGGAACCGACACCGCCAGGAGCUUGCCGAAGGGACGGGUAUUGGUUUCAGAAGCUGCUGCAAGCAGAGACAGAGAGGUUAGAAGGCUGGUGUCGUCAGAUGGACCAAGAGACCAAAGAGAACAAUCUCUCUGAAGAAGUCUUAGGCAAAGUCCUCAGUGCAGUGGGCAGUGCACAAUUACUAAUGUCACAGAAGUUCCAGCAGUUCCGUGGGCUCUGUGACCAAAACUUGAACCCCAAUUCCAAUCCCAGGCCUACUGCACAGGACCUCGCCGGCUUUUGGGAUCUCUUGCAGUUGUCCAUCGAAGACAUCAGCAUGAAAUUUGAUGAGUUGUACCACCUAAAGGCUAAUGGCUGGCAGUUGACAGAGACACCGGAGAAGAAGGAAGAGAAGAAGCCACCCCCUCCUGUGCCAAAGAAGCCAGCCAAAUCUAAAUCCCAGCUCAACCGGGACAAGGCCUCCGACUCGGUGGACAAGCAGCGCCAGGAAGCUCGCAAGCGCCUCAUGGCGGCCAAGCGUGCGGCCUCGGUCCGACAGAACUCUGCAACGGAGAGUGCGGACAGCAUUGAAAUCUAUGUUCCUGAGGCACAGACCCGUCUUUGAGCAAGGGGAAGAGGAAGAAAAGGCACUCUUUUUCACACCAUUAAAAGAAAGGAAGAAAAAAGGUUCACGAAACUGAGUGUGGUUUAUUUUGGUCUAGAGACAGAGCCAACCUUACAAAGGGCUCCCAAUUUGGCUUUCUCUCCCCCCCUCUUCUCUUCCUCCAGCUUUAAGUAAUGAAGAUUUGGAAAGAAAACCCCCUUCCCGGUUCUGUGGUUUGGUUCCCCCUUCCCCCACCUGGCUGUGGUGUGGCAGAACGGACUCUUGGAAACACAGUCCUGUAGACUUGGGAACUGCAGCCUUUUUACUGGUUCUAUCUAAGGAGACUUAUUAGCUUGUUUACAUGAAACGGACAAAAAAACGAAACAAAGCCUUGGGCACUUGCCAUGCUGCGCUUUUUCUCCGCCUCCGCCGUAUUCUUUCUGUCCUCCCCUCCACACACAGUCUCACUCUCUUCCCCCCCCACACCCCCUUGUCGUGCUCUUGCUCCUUUGUUUCCCCCCUCGGUUCUGUAGUUCCUAGAUUUUCUUUCUUGGUCAUCCUUUCUUUGCAUGGCGUUGUUUACUGUGUUAGAAGUAAACUCUUCCACCGAGCUCCAGAAGAAAACACCUGCUCAGUGUGUACUGUCGUUGCACUCUGCUAGCAAGCAGCCUUUUGUUGGUUAUGUAUGAUUUUCCUUCUAGUUGGGCGGGGUGGGGUGGGGUGGGGGGGAUCGGGGUGGGAAGGGAGGCAGCAGGGCUUUGGGCUUCAGGCUUCAUGUAUCUUUUUAGUUAAAACACCACAAAAGGAGGGCAAGAUCAGAGGUAUGUGAACAGAGACUGGAAGGAAACAUGUGCAAUAUAGUAGUGUUGGGGCCUGCACUCCCAUGAAUGGUGCUGCAAGAGAUUCUGUGUAUAGGGCACCUGGUCAGGGGUGUGUAUGUGUGUCCCCGGCCCACCACCCCUCACCACAUACACUUUUGUUCUUUCCUACAAAUCCUCUGCCUCCCUUGCAAAUGUGGGGCUUCCCAGCCCACCCCCUUUUUUUCUUUGCAAGGAUCAAGCAGCAGCUGCUACACAAGGAAAAAAGCUGUCUCCCAAAAGGGGUGUGUAAUAUUAGUGCAUUCUGUAGUGGAGAACAUUGGCUUUUGUACAGAACAAGAGAGGAGGUAGUGAAUGGAGAGCUGGCAGUUUGCCUGCCUGCCUGCCUGUAUGUAUGUGUACAUAUGCACAUAUACACUUAAUAGGAUCUGUAUAUUUAACACAUACACACAUAUAUAUACCCAUGCACAUACACACGCAUUCAGAUGGUGUCUUUAAAAAGCACCUCACUGAGAGUGGGUGUAUGUAUAGCAUAUAUUUUUACAUGUACUAUAGCUAGAUGUGUGUAAAAGUGUGUGCAAAAAUAUAUAUGCCCUGUGUGUAAUCAAAUUCCUCACUUCCAAUCCAUCCCCCUGUAUCCUGUGUUGUUUGGGGGAGUAGUCACUAAUUUUCAUGUGGACCCUUCUGUCUCCUCUCCCACUUUUGGCCUAAUUUUUGUGGAGCCAGGUGCCAAUCGCCAGCUCCAAAUUCCUUCUCUCCGAGUCCUUUCUCCACCCCACCUCCCCUCCUUUUCGUGCAAAAAGUGUGCAUUUGUCUCAAAGCCGAGCACUACUAUUGUGGAUGAUAGAAACUGUAUUAUGGAUAGCUUCAGGUGGGUCAGAAACCCAAAGGAAUCUUAGACUGGUGUGUUAGUUCUCUUAAGAAGAUAAUAGAAAAUGCUACAACCCAAUCAUGUCAAAGUGAAUACUGUGUAUGGUGUCUAUGCAUAUAGAGUGAUGCGGAUUUCUCCACCUGCCCACUUAAUGUGCAACUUCUAUCCUGUGGAAGCUUGGCCAUAUAGAAUGUGGCUUCAACUCAAGCUUGAUUUUAUUCUCCACUCCCCACCCCCAAAUGUCUUUAAAUUAUAGUAGAGGGUGGUGUGACAGACUUCUUAAAUGACUGAUUUUCACAGUUUUGUAUUAAAAUUUGAAACACUUGGAAUGUGACUUGUGUUACAUUUCCACAGGCAGCAUUCCCAGUAACUUAGGUGGGUAGUUGCUUGAUGCUUUUGCCCAGAUUUCCAUUUGAAGUCAAUGGGAUUAAAUAUUAAGUCUGUGUAAAUCCUGUUUAAUUGGUUUUAUGGAUUGCAGCUUAGAUGGCCUUUCACUUAGCCUGUGUUCACACAUUGUGUGAGCCUGUGUGUGUGACCAGGGCUAGCCUCUGUGCUCUCUGGCAGGUGCACCUGUAUGAUACACUUGUCCCCUCCAUCCUCCCCUUAUGUAUACACCUAAAAUGUGGACAAAGCAAGUUGAGGCAGUCUGACAUAAUGAGAACUGUAAGGGUAACGGGUUCUAAAUUGGGCAUUGUAAAGGAAGCUAGGCCUACAUUCAUACUGAAUGUCGCUGGAAAAUGUGUGGGCCAUCAUAGCUGGGUGGAGGAAUAAGAUAAAAGCAAAAGCAGCUGGCUGGUUUUAAACAACUGAAACUCAAUAAAACAUCACUUCAGUUGAUGGCUAUGAAGCUUUCUCCCAUCUUAAAAAUGUAGUAUAUUAGGCUGCAGCUGCUUUGCACUUUUUAGGGAAGCACUGAAGGAUGUUUACAUGGACAUCUGCUGCAUGAAGUGAUACAGUAGCCCAGAUACACUGUGUGUGUUCCAGUGGUUGGAAUACAGUUAGUACUAGUAUUAUCAUUUGCCCUUUUUCUUUGGCAUACCUCCUUCAGCUCUACAGAAGACUUUCUUCUCAGCAUCUGAAAAAUAACUUCUGUGUACAAAUUAGUUUCACUUAAUAGGUGACAAGGUCAUCACUAAACUUGCUCCUUCAGAAGAGAAACCUUGUGUUCAGAACAAUCUCCCUAAAUCUCUGUAAGGGCCACAGACCAAGUGGCCCAAUAGGCACAAAACAAAUGAAACUUAUUUUUUUUUAAUCUCCAAAGGGCUAUGAACCUACUAAAUUUCCUUUGUGCCUGUAUGGGCCUAGAAUGUUGGGGAAUGGAUUAAAACCAUAGUUUAACGUACUCUGGUUGGUUGUAAUGGGAAUAGAGCCUCUUCCUUCCCAGUACUUGAAUUCAGUUGGGCUUUGCUCUAAUGAAUUCAUUUCAGUAACUGGGCUAGCCUUGACCUGGUCUAAUUUCAUCCAUGCAAUUCUAAGGCCAACACUUCCAUUCUACCUAAAAUUGAAAACAUGAAUCUGUUUCCAGUAACAAAGCUAGGAAGAUCAGGGUGACUUAAUGACUUCAUCCCUUGCAGCAAUAGUUCUGGGGGGAAACCGUAGGGUCUUGUUUUCCCCUCCCUGUCAUUUUAAGUUACCUGAUUCUCCUGACUUCAAGGGUUUUUCCCCAGUUGACAAUCUAAAGAGCCAUUGCUGAAGUGGCUCUGGAAAGCCCCUGCUUGAUGAAACUGUUGCUCUCCAUGGAUGCUUCUGUAGUUCUGUUCAGUAGCUAUGCGGAUUUGAAACAAAAUGUACAUAGGAUGAUUUGAUAACAUUUUUCCCCAGUCAUGAAGAAAGUGACACUUUCCCUACGCUGAUGUAGCCUACUACCUUUAUGGCACAAGAGUCCAGGCCCAUGAACAACUUCAUGACUAUUUUUUAAAGAAAAUGAAAGCCUUGUACCUAGACCCAUGCCCCAGUGUUUUGUAAUGUGAACCUUGCUGCCAUUGUAGACUACAGUAAAAGAAAAGGCACCUCAUUGGUGCCCUGAUA